ACCACCAUCGGACCAAACAACAACAGCCUAGUUUUAGACUAUUAUUUUCGAGCAAACGCACGUGAAUAGAAGCGGGCGCUUACGAGCAGCUCGUGAAGGCAGCAUCUCUGUACCGGCGGCAGAAGGAAGGGAGAGACGCACUAACCGCUACACCGACCCGAGAACACAACACCUGAGUGUGCCGAGCAGAGGGGGCGAUUUAUGUCUUCUCUGGUUUCUGACAACAAGCGGGAUUUUCAUAUUCUCCCUUUUUUCCCCUCAAUGGGAUAAAACUAAAGGACUGUCUCAACACAACGAACCAACAAAGCUCCGACUGGGUACGUUAGGUGGGCGAAGAUGCUGAAUGAUCCUCGCAGCUGUCGGUGAGAGAAGGAACGGAGGAGAAGAAGAGGAAAAGAAGAGGAAGGUUUGUCAAGAGACGGAGGAGGAGGAGAAGAGGAGGAGGAUUAUCCAGGGCAGAAAAAGAAAAAUAUGCAGAAGAGAUAACCGUGUCGGUUUGUGAGAUAAAAGAAACAAGAGCAGAGGAAAGCUUCUUUAUUAUUAUUAUUUUUUAGUUUUAUUCCAAGACACCCAGCGAGAGGAGACGCAUAGUGUGAGAAACGACACAGGAGGAGACGCAUGUAAGGCGGAGGGGGGAAUAGAAAGAGGGAUAUUUCAGAAUGAAGAGGGUAUGCAGCCCGGGGGAAGUGUGGAUUUGAAGCUCUCCCUCCCUCUCCAUCACUUUUUUGCAAUGGAACGGGACGGAAUAGAGAGAUACUGACGACAGGCAUCGCUAAGACGCGGCAGAGAGUGGAUUUAAAGACAGAGAGAAGGCAACCUGUGCGCCCGUCCCUUCGCCCCCUUUCUCCGCUUUCCUUUCCGUGGAUGUUGACUGAAUUCAUUUUUUCGGAUAUGAAGGAUUUAUCUAGUCUAUGUUAGAAGGAGGAGGCAAAGAAAACGCACUCUCUCCUCUCCCCCCUCUUUCUCUAUCUCUCUCUCUCUCUUCUCUCUCCCCCUCUCUCCCUCUCUCUCUCUCUCUCUCUUCCUCCGUUUUCUGGAUGUGAAGCAGCAUGCGGCCCGGUGAGAGCUUAGAGGGCUCGCGCUCGGCUCGCGGAAGAUGCGUUGACGCCAAUAAUAUCACCGAAAGAGGCACGGACCGCUGUCUCGCGCACCCCUCGUCGCCGACGGCGGGGAUGAAGAGGGUGACGACGAAGAGGAGGAUGAGAGGGACGAACGGGAGGAUGACGGACGGAGGGAUGACGGUGCUGCGCUGUUUUCUGUGGAGUCUCGUUCUCAGCUCGCUCUCCUCGCGCGCGCAAGGUUUCAUCUACACUUGUGGGGGCACACUGAAAGGCCGAAACGGCAGUAUAGAAUCACCUGGGUUUCCCUAUGGCUACCCCAACGGGGCAAACUGCACCUGGGUCAUCGUUGGGGAGGAGGGAAGCAGAAUCCAGCUCAUGUUCUUGUCAUUUGCCAUAGAAGAAGAGUACGACUUCCUGUCCUUGUACGAUGGACACCCACACCCUGCUAACUUCAGGACCAGGUUAACAGGAUUCCAGGUUCCUUCCCCGGUCACCAGUACCGGAAACGUCUUCUCUUUGAGGUUGACCAGUGACUUUGCCGUCUCUGCACAUGGCUUCAAACUCAACUAUGAAGAGCUCCACAGCACGUCUUGUGGAAAUCCCGGCGUCCCUCCGAAAGCCGUGCUGAGCGGCGGCGGCCGUUUUGCCGUGGGAGACCGCGUGCGCUACAGCUGCGUCCCCGGUUACGUCUUGGACGGCCACGCCACGCUCACCUGCAUCACCAACGCGGGGAACACCGCCGUCUGGGACUUCCCGGCUCCUAUCUGUCGAGCUGAGGACACAUGUGGGGGCACUGUGAGGGGCGGCAGUGGGGUGGUGACCAGUCCCGGUUACCCCGGCAACUAUGGUAACCAAGCCGACUGUACUUGGAUCCUAUUGGCCGAACCUGGAGACACCAUCUCUGUCAUCUUUACAGACUUUCAGACGGAGGAAAAGUACGACUACCUGGAAGUGGAGGGCUCCGAACCACCAACCAUCUGGUUGUCAGGCAGUAACGUCCCCUCUCCUAUCGUUAGCAACAAGAAUUGGCUGCGGCUGCAUUUUGUGACUGAUGCCAACCACCGUUACCGAGGUUUCAGCGCACAUUACCAAGUGAAGCGAUCAGUAGAUUUUAAGUCGCGGGGCGUUAAAUUAUUCCCUGGCAAAGACUCCAGCAACAAGUUUUCAAUAUUAAAUGAAGGUGGUGUGAGACAGGCGUCUAACUCCUGCCCCGACCCAGGAGAACCAGAGAACGGAAAACGCCAUGGCAGUGAUUUCAGCAUUGGCAGCGUGGUGCAGUUCACUUGCGGAGAAGACUACGUACUUCAGGGCAGCAAAACAAUCAGCUGCCAGAGAGUGGCGGAAGUCUUCGCAGCCUGGAGUGACCACCGACCCGUCUGCAAAGUGAAAACGUGUGGCAGUAAUCUUCAGGGACCGUCGGGGACCUUUACGUCCCCUAACUUCCCGAUCCAGUACGAGAGCAACGCGCAGUGUGUGUGGAUAAUUACUGCGUCAAAUCCAAACAAGGUGAUCCAGAUCAACUUUGAGGAGUUUGACCUGGAGAUAGCCUACGAUACUCUAACCAUAGGGGAUGGAGGGGAGGUGGGAGAUCCUACAACUAUACUACAGGUCCUAUCAGGUAGCUUUGUUCCUGACCUGAUAGUCAGCAUGACCCACCAGAUGUGGCUCCACCUACAGUCAGACGAGAGCGUCGGAUCUAUAGGAUUCAAGAUCAACUAUAAAGAAAUAGACAAGGAGAGCUGUGGCGACCCCGGAACUCCUCUCUACGGGGUGAGGGAAGGCGACAGCUUUUUAAAUGGAGGGAUCCUGAGGUUUGAAUGUCAGUUCGGUUUUGAGCUGAUUGGGGAGAAAACCAUCUCCUGCCAAGACAACAAUCAGUGGUCGGCAAACAUCCCCAUAUGCAUAUUCCCCUGCAUGUCCAACUUCACGGCUCCCUCGGGAACCGUGCUCUCCCCAGAUUACCCAGAAGGCUACGGGAACAACAUGAACUGCGUCUGGCUCAUACAGUCGGAUCCGGGCUCCAGAAUACACUUGGCAUUUAAUGACUUUGACCUGGAGGCACCCUACGACUCCCUGACGGUGAAAGACGGCGAGACGAGCGACGCCAACGUCAUCGGGAGGUUCUCCGGAGCUGAGAGCCCCUCCCACCUGACGUCAAACACCAACACGCUGAGGCUGGAGUUCCAAGCUGAUCACUCCAUGUCGGGAAGAGGAUUCAACAUCACAUACAGCACGUUUGGCCAUAACGAGUGCCCAGACCCUGGCAUUCCCAUCAACGCUCGCCGCUUUGGAGACAGCUUCCAGCUCGGCAGCUCCAUCUCUGUGGUUUGCGAGGACGGUUUUAUCAAAACCCAAGGAAGCGAGACCAUCACGUGUCAGCUGGAAAAAGGAAAAGUCAUGUGGAGCGGGCCCAUCCCUAAAUGUGAAGCGCCGUGUGGAGGCCACUAUUCAGCUCCAAGUGGAGUGAUUUUGUCUCCCGGGUGGCCUGGUUACUACAAAGAUUCGCUCAGCUGCGAGUGGGUGAUUGAAUCAGAACCUGGACGAUCCAUCAAAAUCACUUUUGACAGGUUCCAGACGGAGCUGGGUUAUGACUUCCUGGAGAUCCAUGACGGGCCAAACCUCCUGUCCCCUCUGGUCGGCUCCUUUAACGGCACCCAGGUGCCCCAGUUCCUGUUCAGCAGCAGCAACUUCCUGUAUCUGCUCUUUACCACGGAUAACAGCCGGUCAAAUGCGGGCUUCAAAAUACUAUAUGAAAGUGUUACAGUGGACAGCUACUCAUGUCUGGACCCUGGUAUCCCAGUCAAUGGCAUUCGGUACGGACAGGAUUUUUCCAUCGGGUCCACUGUGUCGUUUGGUUGUGAUUCCGGCUACAGACUCAGCCACGAGGAGCCGCUAGUAUGUGAAAAGAACCACUGGUGGAGCCACCCCUUGCCUACUUGUGACGCUCUAUGUGGCGGGGAUGUUAGAGGUCCCUGGGGAACCAUCCUUAGUCCCGGCUAUCCAGACAGCUACCCUUCAUCUCUCAACUGUACCUGGACUGUCGAAGUCAGCCACGGGAAAGGAGUCCAGUUUCAGUUCACUUCUUUUCAUCUGGAGGACCAGCAUGACUAUCUCCUGGUUACCGAAAACGGGAGUUUCCUGCAACCGCUGGCUCGCCUGACCGGCAACGAGUUGCCUAGCAACAUCAACGCUGGUCUCUAUGGCAACUUCAAAGCCCAACUACGAUUCAUCUCUGACUUUUCCAUUUCAUAUGAAGGCUUCAACAUAACUUUCUCCGAAUAUACUUUGGAGCCAUGUGAGGACCCUGGAAUGCCUCGGUUUGGCAGGAGAAACGGAUACAGUUUCGGUGUCGGUGACACUUUGUCGUUUUCCUGCAACAUGGGAUACCGCCUAGAGGGUGCGCCAGAGUUAAUCUGCCUGGGAGGCGGACGAAGAAUGUGGAGCGCUCCUUUACCAAGAUGUGUUGCGGAGUGUGGUUCCUCAGUGAUAAAUAAUGAAGGGAUACUACUUUCUCCAAACUACCCAAUGAACUAUGAUAACAACCACGAGUGUAUCUACAGCAUCCAGGUGCAAGCUGGGAAAGGCAUCAACAUCUCUGCUAGAACCUUUCAUCUCGCCCAGGGUGAUAUACUCAAGAUUUAUGACGGUAAAGACAACACAGCCCAUGUUCUUGGCGCGUUCACGGGGUCAUCCAUGUUGGGCCUGACACUGAUAUCCACUUCAAACCAUCUCUGGCUGGAAUUUUACAGUGAUGCAGAGAGUACAGGGGAAGGAUUCAAGCUGGUCUACUCCAGCUUUGAGUUGUCUCAUUGUGAGGAUCCAGGCGUGCCUCAGUUUGGCUUCAAGGUCAACGACCAAGGCCACUUCUCUGGGAGCAGCAUCACAUACAGAUGUGAGCCUGGAUACACUCUGCAUGGUGCUUCCACUCUGAAGUGUAUGACAGGUGAAAGGAGAGUGUGGGAUAACCCUCUGCCAUCUUGUAUAGCGGAGUGCGGCGGUCGGUUUAAAGGGGAGUCCUCAGGACGGAUUCUGUCCCCUGGGUACCCUUUUCCUUACGACAAUAACCUCCGCUGCACCUGGACCAUCGAGGUGGACUCAGGAAAUAUUGUGAGCCUUCAGUUCCUGGCCUUUGACACGGAAGCCAGCCAUGACAUGCUGAAAGUUUGGGACGGACCACCUGAGAAUGAGAUGUCUCUGGCAGAGCUCAGUGGGUCUCUGCUCCCCGAGGGAAUCCACUCCACACUGAACACAGUCACAGUUCAGUUUGAGACUGAUUUCUACAUCAGCAAGUCAGGAUUUGCUAUUCAGUUCUCCAGCUCAGUAGCUACGGCCUGCAGGGACCCGGGCGUACCAAUGAACGGCAGUCGUAGCGGAGACGGCCGUGAGCCGGGGGAUUCAGUGUCCUUUCAGUGUGACCCGGGAUACGAGCUCCAGGGGGACGACAAAAUAACCUGCAUACAAGUGGAUAACAGAUACUACUGGCAGCCGAGCCCGCCCGUCUGCAUAGCUCCUUGUGGAGGGAACCUAACAGGCUCCAAUGGAUUUAUACUCUCUCCUAACUACCCGCAUCCCUACCCUCACUCAAAGGACUGUGACUGGCUCAUUGCUGUCAACUCUGACUACGUGCUGUCACUGGCCUUUAUCAGCUUCAACAUUGAGCCAAACUAUGACUUCCUGUACAUCUACGACGGUCCAGACAGCAACAGCCCACUCAUUGGUAGUUUCCAGGACAGCAAACUCCCAGAGCGGAUAGAGAGCAGCUCUAAUACCAUGCAUUUAGCGUUCCGCAGUGACGGGUCGGUCUCUUACACUGGCUUUCACCUGGAAUACAAAGCCAAGCUGAGGGAAUCCUGCUUCGACCCAGGUGUGGUCCUGAAUGGAACAAGGCUCGGAUCCGAUUAUAAGUUGGGCUCUACUGUCACCUUCUACUGUGAGCCAGGUUAUGUGCUGCAGGGUUAUUCUACUCUAACCUGCAGUAUGGGAGAUGAUGGCAGACCUGGAUGGAACAGGGCGUUGCCCAGUUGUCAAGCUCCCUGUGGAAGUCGUUCUACAGGAACAGAGGGGACUGUUUUAUCUCCUAACUUCCCAAGAAACUAUACUUCUGGCCUGACGUGUGUCUACUCUAUAUCCGUACCAAGAGAGUUCGUUCUCUUUGGUCAGUUUGUGUUGUUCCAGACGUCUCUGAACGACGUGGUGGAGAUCUACGACGGGCCCACUCAGCAGAACACGCUGCUGUCUUCUCUCUCCGGGUCUCACUCUGGUGAAUCUCUGCCCCUGAGCUCAGGAAAUCAGAUUACGAUAAAGUUCACCACAGUUGGACCGGAAACUGCCAAGGGAUUCCACUUUGUCUACCAAGCUGUGCCGAGGACCAGCUCCACCCAGUGCAGUUCGGUGCCUGAGCCGCGCUUCGGCAAGCGCCUCGGUAACGACUUCGCCGUCGGCUCUUUGGUGCAGUUCGAGUGCAACCCUGGUUACGUGCUGCAUGGCUCCACUGCCAUUCGGUGUGAUAGCGUGCCAGACAACCUGGCUCAGUGGAAUGACACCCUGCCGACAUGUAUAGUUCCCUGCGGGGGCGUGUUGACCUCUCGCCGUGGGACCAUCCUGUCACCUGGCUACCCUGAGCCGUACGACAACAACCAGAACUGCGUGUGGAAGGUCUCCGUUCCAGAAGGGGCUGGGAUACAGAUACAAGUUGUGAGUUUUGCCACCGAGCAUAACUGGGACUCUUUGGACUUUUACGACGGUGCCGACAACCACGCACCGAGACUGGGCAGCUACUCCGGCACCACCAUCCCCCCUCUCCUGAAUAGCACAUCUAACAACCUCUAUCUCAGCUUCAGCUCGGAUAUUAGUGUGUCAGCUGCUGGAUUUCACCUGGAGUACACAGCUAUCGGUCUGGAGUCGUGUCCAGAGCCUCAAACUCCAAACUAUGGGAUCAGACAAGGAGACAGAUUCAUGGUGGGGGACGUCGUGCAGUUUUCGUGCGAACAAGGAUACUCUCUGCAGGGUAACGCCCACAUCACCUGUAUGCCUGGACCUGUUAGAAGAUGGAACUACCCUGUACCACUGUGUCUUGCCCAGUGUGGUGGGUCUAUGACAGAUGUAAGUGGAGUCAUUCUGAGUCCGGGUUACCCUGGCAACUACCCGAGUGGGUUAGACUGCACAUGGACAGUCACCUUACCUGUUGGCUUCGGUAUCCAUCUCCAGUUUCUGAACUUCUCCACCGAAGCGAUCCACGAUUACUUAGAGAUCCGCAGUGGAACGCUGGAGACGGGAACGGUCAUCGACCGGUUCAGCGGCCCGGCCGUGCCCAAGCCUCUGUUCAGCACCACCCACCAGAGCAGCUUCUUUUUCCACAGCGACUACUCCCAAAACAAACCCGGGUUCCACAUCACCUAUCAAGCCUAUCAGCUCCAGAGUUGCCCGGACCCUCGGCCGUUUCGUAACGGCAUCGUGAUCGGCACGGAUUUCAGCGUUGGGAUGACGGUGUCGUUCGAGUGUCUGCCUGGGUAUUCUCUGAUCGGAGAAGCUUCCCUCACAUGUUUGCACGGAAUCAGCAGGAACUGGAACCACCCACUGCCACGAUGUGAAGCGCUCUGCGGUGGUAACAUCACAUCAUUAAACGGAACCAUUUACUCUCCCGGCCACCCGGAGGAGUACCCAAACUUCCAGGACUGUGUGUGGAGUGUUCGAGUUCCUCCUGGACAUGGGAUAUACAUCAACUUCACUGUACUGAGCACCGAGCCCAUAUACGACUACAUUACAGUCUGGGAUGGUCCGGAUCAGUCGUCUCCUCAGAUCGGCCAGUUUAGCGGGAACACGGCUUUGGAGUCUGUUUACUCCACCUCCAACAUCAUCCUCAUUAAAUUCCACUCAGACUUCUCUGGAGCCGGGUUCUUUGUCUUAAGUUAUCACGCCUACCAAUUAAGGGUUUGCCAGCCUCCACCAGAAGUGCCCAAUGCUGACAUACUGAUGGAGGACGGUGAGCUGGAGAUAGGUGACAUCAUCAGGUACAGAUGCCAGCCUGGAUUUUCAUUGGUCGGCAGUGAGAUUCUAACCUGUCGCUUAGGAGAGAGACUACAAAUGGACGCGCCGCCUCCAACGUGCCAGGUCCAGUGCCCCGCGCAUGACGUGCGUUACGACUCGUCGGGCGUCAUCCUGAGCCCCGGCUGGCCGGAAAGCUACCCAAACCUCCAGAUGUGCUCCUGGAGCGUUACAGUAGAGAAAGGAUACAAUGUCACCAUAACCCUUGAAAAUUUCCACACUGAGAAAGAGUUUGAUGUGUUGGAGAUUUUCGACGGCCCGACAGCCAACAGUCCGACUCUGGCGACGCUGAGCGGCGACCUGCCGACCCCCUUUAACAUCACGACCUCCGGUCACCAGUUCCUGGUCCGCUGGUCUUCAGACCAUGGCACGAACAAGAAAGGCUUCAAAAUUCGCUAUGUUGGUGAGUACCAAACCCUCUACUGCUCCACCCCAGACUCCCCGCUCCACGGCUCCAUCUCCUCCCAGAGCGGCGGCCACGUCAACAGCGUGGUGCGCUGGGCCUGCGACCGCGGUUACCGCCUCAUAGGCAACGCCUCGGCGACCUGCCGCCGCACGCCGCUCGGCUACCACGCCUGGGACUCCCCUGUGCCCGCGUGCCAAGCUGUCUCAUGCGGGGCACCCAAGGCUCCCAUAAACGGCGGCGUUUUAACAGCUGACUACUCCGUGGGAACGAGAGUUUCCUAUUUUUGUAACGACGGGUACAGACUCUCCAGUAAAGAACUGACGUCAGCCAUCUGUCAGCCUGACGGGACGUGGAGCAACCACAACAAGAUACCGAGAUGUUCUGUGGUGGUGUGUCCCAGCAUCGGGUCAUUUUCUCUGGAGCACGGCCGCUGGAGGAUCGUCAACGGCUCACACUACGAGUACAGAACUCGCAUAGUGUUCACCUGCGAUCCGGGGUACUUCAGAUUAGGCCCUGCCCACAUCCAGUGCCUACCCAACGGGGUGUGGAGCUGGAGGAACGAGAGACCACACUGCCAGGUUAUCUCCUGCGGCGAGCUGCCGUCUCCACCCAACGGGAAGAAGAUUGGUACUCAGACAACAUUCGGCGCCACGGCCAUCUUUACCUGCGACGCCGGCUUCAUGCUGGUGGGCUCAGCCGUCAGAGAGUGCCUGUCAUCGGGGCUCUGGAGCGGAACAGAAACGCGGUGUUUAGCUGGUCACUGCGGAAUCCCAGAGGGCAUCGUGAACGGCCAGGUGAUCGGGGAGAACUUCGGUUACCGGGAUACGGUCGUGUAUCAGUGUCUGCCCGGCUUCCGACUAAUAGGCUCGUCUGUUCGCAUCUGUCUCCAAGACAACCAGUGGUCCGGACAGCUGCCCAUCUGUAUAUCGAUCAGCUGCGGCCACCCAGGAAGCCCCAUAUACGGUCGCACGGUGGGAAACGGCUUCAACCUGCACGACGUGGUCAGCUUUGUUUGUAACCUGGGUUAUGAAAUGGAGGGGCCCCCACGUGCUCAGUGCCAGGCCAACCGCCAGUGGAGCCACCCGCCCCCAACGUGUAAAGGUGGGGAAAAAAUGGUCAAUUGCUCCGAUCCCGGCAUCCCGGCCAACUCUAUCCGGCAGAGUAAAAUAGAGCACGGCAACUUUACCUUUGGCACGGUGGUUUUCUAUGAUUGUAACCCCGGGUAUUACCUGUUUGGAUCACCUGUACUGACCUGUCAACCGACCGGACAAUGGGACAAACCUCUGCCUGAGUGUAUAGUUGUAAAUUGCGGUCAUCCCGGCUCUCCCCCUAACGGUGUGCUGAGCGGAGAUAAGUUUACAUUUGGUUCAACGGUUCGAUACUCCUGUCUGGGCGGAAGACAGCUGAAAGGAGAAUCAUCCCGGACUUGUCAGCUCAAUGGGUUGUGGAGUGCACCCAUGCCCUUCUGCUCCGGCGACACCGCCGGCUCCUGCGGCGAUCCUGGCAUUCCCUCCCAUGGCUCAAGGGAGCAAACAGAUUUCAAGAUCCGCUCCAAAGUCUACUUCACCUGCUCCGAGGGCUACGACCUCAUCGGUUCCUCGGAGAGGAUGUGCUUCCCCAACGGCACCUGGUCCGGCACGCAGCCCUUCUGUAAACCUGUCCAGUGCGGUAACCCCGGCACCCCCAGUAAUGGACGAGUGUUUCGUCUGGACGGGACGACGUUUUCUCACUCCGUCGUCUACUCGUGCAUGGACGGCUACCUGCUCACUGGGGCCAACACCAGGCUGUGUCAGGCCAACGGGACCUGGUCAGGAGCACAGCCCAACUGCACUAUGAUAAACUGCGGAGAUCCAGGUGUGCCAGCUAAUGGCCUUCGCUACGGUGAAGACUUCACCAUCGGUCAGAACAUCUCCUUCCAGUGCCAGCCUGGAUACAGGAUGGAGGAGGAUGGAUCACCUGUGAGGAUGUGCACCCAAAACGGGACGUGGAGCGGGAACAUGCCUUUGUGCACAGCGGUGACCUGUUCAGCUCCCCCUGGCAUCAGUAACGGGGUACUGCAGGGCAGUGACUUUGAAUGGGGCAGCAGCGUGAGUUACAGUUGCUCGCCCGGCUACGAGCUCUCGUUCCCAGCCGUGCUGACCUGUGUGUCCAACGGGACCUGGAGCGGCAUGCUACCGCAAUGCUUACCCAAGUUUUGCGGCGACCCGGGUACUCUGAUCGGAGGUUUCAGAGAGGGGCGAAGUUUCAUCUAUCAGUCAGAGGUGUCCUUCAGCUGCGCUCCACCUCUCAUGCUGGUCGGCACGGCGACCCGGCUCUGCGAAAGCGACGGCACCUGGAGCGGGACACAGCCACGCUGCAUCGAACCGACCAAAACCAGCUGUGAUAACCCGGGAACGCCGCGCUACGGCUCUUUAAACCGGACCUACGGCUUCAAGGUGGGGAGCGUGGUGUCGUUUCAGUGCCAGCCAGGUCACCUGAUUCAGGGAUCCUCCUCUAGAACCUGCCAGCCCGACCUGACGUGGAGUGGGACCCAACCCGAGUGCAUACCCCAUGCCUGUAAGCAGCCGGAGAGCCCUCUCCAUGUGGACGUGGUGGGGAUGGAUCUGCCCGGCUUUGGCUACACCUUGGUGUACAGCUGUCAGCAUGGCUACUUCCUGGCGGGAGGUUCCGAGCACAGAGUGUGCAAGAGCGACGGCACCUGGACCGGGAAGAUGCCUAUAUGUCGAGCCGGAGAGAAGAAGAAACCUGUGAAGCCAGUAACAGGAACUCCCAGUCCCAAACUAAACGUUCCAGAUGAUGUCUUCGCUCCCAACUACAUAUGGAAGGGUUCCUAUAAUUACCGUGGCAGGAAGCAGCCGAUGACGCUGAGCAUCACCAGCUUCAACUCCACUACGGGGAGAGUCAACGUCACCCUUAGCAACGGCAACAUGGAGCUGCUCCUGUCAGGAGUGUACAAGGCCUCAGAAGCCAGGCUGUUGCUGCUGAUGUACCAGGUGAACUACGUGAACCAGGGGACCCAGCUGAAAGAUUCAGCCAUCUCUCCAGCCAAGAUCAUCGACGACUCCUGGACCAUGGACGGAUUUGUGUCAGCAGAGCCGGACGGUUCUAGUUACGUAUUCCAGGGUUUCAUUCAGGGAAAAGACUACGGACAGUUCGGACUGCAGAGACUGGGUUUGAAUAUGUCGGAGAGUCAGAAUUCUCCGCCGCCCCAGCUUGGUACCAACAGCAGUUCUGUGGCUAUUGCUAUCCUGGUGCCUUUCUUUGCGUUAAUCUUCACUGGCUUUGGCUUCUAUCUCUACAAACAAAGAACCACACCAAAAACUCAGUACACAGGCUGUUCAGUCCAUGAAAACAACAACGGCCAGGCUGCCUUCGAGAACCCCAUGUACAACACCAACGCCAAGGCUGUGGAGGGAAAGGCUGUUCGAUUCGAUCCGAAUCUAAAUACCGUCUGCACCAUGGUCUGAGGAUUGAUCAUCCUUUCCUUGAACUUAAUGACUCAGAUAUCUAAUGGGACCACAAUUGGUGCGAGGCUGUGAAAGGGAGCGCCGUACGCUUCGACAUCGUCAAUACGCUGAUUAGAAAAGACCUUCACUCGCAGUUCAGAGACGUACCCCCCCCCACACACACCCCCGGCGGAGGGAAAGCUCAUCAGCUCCCCGGAGUCGGUCCUCUUCACCAACAGCAAUUUGUGUCCGCAAAUGAAAUUCAAGCAAAUUGAACACAAAAGGUCUGCUGCCCUUGACAGAUGCAAACAACCGGUGUAAACUGAAAGUGAGAAGGGAUGCGGGUGAAAGAGAAAGGAUGCGACUCAACAGAAAACUAAACGCUGGCUAUCAUCUGUCUCUAACCGGGAGGCUCAGCGGGUCAAGGAUACUUUAUAAUUUGAUUCUAAACCAGACGCAGCCAUUACACUUUGACCUCUCAUUUAACCCCACUCACCGUCCGCACCACCAGGACUAAUAAGUAAGCCAUGACCCGCCUGUCGGACAUCGUGACAUGUCAACAGAACCCAGAGCCACAUUUUGUAUUUCGAACAAAGCCGUGGAGAUGAAGACUGAGCUCUGCGUUCAUCCUCGCCCGGAGAAAGAGAGCACACAUAAUUAUUGUUAUUGUUAUUACUAAUAGUGCUCCGACCACGAUUACGCAUCAUGGAGGUAAACAGCGCUCGGAAAAAAGAGAAAUGGGUUGAUUUCAUUUAAAACGCAGACUGCAUUUAACAAAACAGGAUCACAAUGGCCGCAGAUGAGGAGAUGUGACUCGGAGAAGAUGUCGACACUGUGAAGCAAACUGUUUCUAAUUAUUCGGGCUCGACAUUGACAGUAAAAAAAAAAAACAAAAAAAAACACUGUCACCAGCAGAUCAUCAGAAAAAAAAACAACUAUUUCUAAAAUGACCACGGAUUACAACGCCCUAACAAGCAGACAGGACAAAACUGUCUCCAUGACAACCCGAGGCCGGUACUGUAUUACCAGUCUCUUGUCUUUUUCUAGUGAAAUGGAAGCUAAGGUGGCUAAUGCUAGCAGACAGUAGCAGAAGUUGCUUUGAAAAGAGACUCCUUCCUAAGCGAAGGAUCAGGGCAGCCCCGGAGAAGGCGUGUUAAUCCUAACUGAACUGGGAUUAGAGCAAAGCAAAACUAAAAAGGAGUCUAAAGGGGAGCUAGCGCUAACGGAUGAGAGACUGACUCAUCUAAUGGAUAAACACCCCCUUCUCAUCCACUGGCGGGAGACGCUCCUAACUGAACUGAAAGUGGAGUAAAGGAGUCAUUGAGAGGGAAGGUGAGAUGUUAAAAUCCUAACACAGCAAAUCAGGACUGCCUGUCUCAACGUCCCAUCGUCUACUGAGAGACGUCUGCCCACCUUCUACGUAACCAAUCGGAUCAGACAGAAUAUGGAUGAGAGCAAAGAUGUUCCUGUUCCUGUGAGUUUUCAGCGGAUUUUGAUCAGAAAGACGCGGAGUGGAUACAGAGGACUCUGGUGGACUAACAAAGAAAGAGACUUUGGGGAAACAGAGAAAGCUCUGGCACUAAAGCACAUUUUACAGGAACACUACCCGUCUAGAUAGGCUGGACUAACGCAGGGACAGAGAGGUUAGAGAGACAGAGCUGGCAGACAGACGAGUGAAUGACAGACAGAAAAAAUGACAGGUACACUCUCCCCUCGGUAAGCCAGAUGAAGACAGGUGGUGUUAAGACAAACAGUCACACAAUGAGACAGACGGGUUCAAGAAAGACAAGCUGGGACAGAUGGGUUUAAACACAGAUUAACAGGGAGACAGACAGACAGACACACACACAAACUGAUAGACAGGCUAAAAGAAAGACAAACAGGGUCGUAGCCCUACGAUGGUGGACGCGGUUCCACCGUAAUUCUGCACUCUGAGAGUGCUUAUCUUCUUUCUUUGUUAUUGCUGCAGAAUCUUCUGAUCUGUAAAUCUAUUGCAUAUAUAUUCGGGAGCAUUCACCACCUAUAUUUUUGUGCUAUAUAUUUACCACGAGGGACGGGGCUGAAGGGGAAAGACAGAUUAUAGCAGAGUUUUUAGAAAAAAAAAACAAAAGAGAAAGAAAUAUCCGAACAAAAGAUGUUCCAACUGCGUGCUGUUCACAGAAGUCACAAACAGCAUUUCAGAUCCUUUGUAACAUGAAGCUGGUUUUUAUUUUAUUUAUCUCCUGUGUAAAGUUCCUUCCUCUCACCAUCACUGUCUAUCCCAGUGAGGCAAUCAUGAGUGUCAGUGGUAUUGUUAUUGUCAUUAUUGUUCGAGAUGCAAGGUUUCCCAGCAACAGUCAUAAUCUCUUAAAUGUUUUACCACGCAUUUGUCACAGGCGGCGGAUGUCUAAAAAAACCCUCAGCGUGCGGCGUUACCGUCACCGCGGUGACCCAGACAACAUUUUAAUGAUCGCCGCUGCCGUCUAACCCGCAGUAAUGCGAGGCCACGGACAUUUGCACAUCAAAACUCCGCACUAAUGUUGUUUUUAUCUUCAGCGCAGAGAUGUCGACUACCCCGGUGUAGUCAUGGCAACGCGGAAAUCCCAGCUCUUAUUGAAGACGCUUCUUUGAACUGACCAACAAAUGGCUCACACACGAAGGUCCCACAUGUUUUGUCCCAUGUAGGAAAUUUGUAUCGGACGCGGUCGAUGAAUCGUUUGAUUUUUGAGAAAUUUGAUUGGACUCGUUUUUAAUGGAUACGUGAAGGUUCUCAGUCAUUCAGGUCAUGGUUCAUCCAAAAGCAAGAUGAAACAAAGGCAGCUGGAACAGUUGGCUUUUGUUGAAGAUGUUUCGAAGUUUUGGCGAAACAUUUUCCAAGGAAGCCCACGUUCAGUUGUCUCUGUUUCGGUCUCGUUUUUGCUCGCUUUACUACUAAAACUGAUUUAGUUACAAAACUACUAAGAGGUUCAAGGUUAGUGCAUUUUACUGCAUCAUCAAGUUCACCUCCAGGUCUAACACCCACUACAUCCUGAUUUUAUGAAGGGCAGCCUCACAAGUCAACACUUUUAUUAUACUUAUAAGUGGCACACGCUAUUCAAGCCUUUAAGUUAAGGUUUAAAAGGUUUGUACGACCUGUCGAAUCCCGUUAAUGACCCCACCAAUGUUUUUCAUGGCGUUCCAAAAGCUACAACUGAACUCAAACUUAACAAUUGAGUAAACUCAAAAAUGAGGUCACUGAGAGGUUAUAUUUAUUUUUCCUUUGCUUUUGCUUAUUUUUUUUCAUUAUUAUUUCACAAAAAUCUAUAGCCAUAUUAUCUCAGCUCGGUGUUCCAUGGCUCGUAGCUAUUUUUCAGAUCUGAUCUACCACCUUCCGAUAAAAAAACAUUUACUGCGGGCUGUUGUUGCUCCACAUGCUAUCGUCCUCUCUGAUGGUUCGUGGGCCCCCGGAGAUGUUCAUACAAUAUUAAAAUACUAGUUGAUUAUUGUAAGGGCACAGUCUGAAAAAAUGCGGAAUAAUCCACACCUCUAUUACCUGGUCUUUACGUAACAUAAAUACAUGGAUCAAUCUGCAUCAGUAAGUACUGAGGAAGCACUGGUUUUGUUUUAAAGAGUGAACCGAGUGAGUUCGGGUCCCACACAUGAUCAAUAGUUGUUCUUUUUAAUGAUUUUGUGUGUCAGGGUGAGCGAAAACAUCUCAGUUUUGUUUUGCGAACCCCUGCUGCUGUGUCCACGGGCAACCAGACGACCGAAAACUCCUUUUCCAAGUCAUUACUGAUUUAAAUGAAACCGUAACAACUCCAACUCCCCGGUUUAUCAGCGACUGCCCCCCCUCCACCCCACGUCGCUGUGGUGACAUUGUUUCUCCUUUCAGAUUGAUUGUUGCUGCUGCUGCUGCUGUUGUCGUCGUUGCUAUUGAUGUUGUUUUAUCGGUAUGAAUCUGACACAGUGCCUACCAAAAACCAUGGGACCCUCCCCUCCACAUAUACAAACACACACCUGCUCCAGCAGCAACCCCCCCCCCCCCCCCCCCCCCG
This is a messenger RNA of Mugil cephalus (flathead mullet), 15970 nucleotides long. RefSeq names its product CUB and Sushi multiple domains 3b (gene csmd3b). NCBI's taxonomy places the organism in Eukaryota, Metazoa, Chordata, Actinopteri, Mugiliformes, Mugilidae. The record is from RefSeq and is a predicted model, not a curated record. The transcript is spliced from 73 exons. The coding region runs from base 1050 to 11978 and encodes 3642 amino acids. Gene Ontology annotation, biological process: regulation of dendrite development.